Messenger RNA from Kluyveromyces lactis, 1200 nucleotides. RefSeq names its product NAD-dependent histone deacetylase HST4 (gene HST4). Bases 1 to 1200 code for a protein of 399 amino acids. Gene Ontology annotation, cellular component: mating-type region heterochromatin. Lineage: Eukaryota; Fungi; Ascomycota; Saccharomycetes; Saccharomycetales; Saccharomycetaceae. Gene Ontology annotation, biological process: pericentric heterochromatin formation; replication-born double-strand break repair via sister chromatid exchange; negative regulation of transcription by RNA polymerase II. The record is from RefSeq and is a predicted model, not a curated record. The transcript has a single exon. Gene Ontology annotation, molecular function: NAD+ binding; histone deacetylase activity, NAD-dependent.
AUGGAGUCUCCAGUUAGGAAAGAGUACCAUCAACUACUGACUCCUCCAUCGUCAUCGGUAAAGAAACAUGAUUUGAAAGCGGGUGAUCUCAAAGAACUGUCUAUCAAGCCAAGAAAGCUUAUAAAUGAUUUAAGUAGAGUUAAAAAGUCACCAUCUCGGAAGAAGAAACUAUGCGAUUCGCCUACUACUCGCAGUUUGCCGCAGACAACAAGAAAACCAAGACUGAAAUAUAGACCAGAACUGGAUACUGUUUUUCCUUUGGAUAAUUAUGUUGAGGGAUCUGCCAAGAGCUCAUCAAAAGAUGCUGAAUUUUUAACAUACGUGUUAAGUUAUUCGAAACGAAUCGUGGUGGUCCAAGGAGCUGGGGUAUCAGUAGCAGCAGGAAUUCCAGACUUCAGAUCAGCGAAUGGGCUAUUCACAACUUUAAAAUCAAGUUCACCAAAUGUCAAGUCUGGGAAGGAUUUAUUUGAUUUUAACCAUGUUUACUCGUCAAACUCCAUGUCGAUAUCUUUCAACAGCCUAAUGAGUAAAUUGCAUUCUUUAUCAUGUACUAGCAAACCUACUGCAUAUCACAGUUUUAUCAACCAACUGUGCGAAAAGAAUCAAGUGAAAAGGAUAUAUAGCCAAAACAUCGAUGGAUUAGAAACAAAAUUUCAAACAACCUCAGCUAACGAAUCUCCAAAGAAUCCACAAGUAGUGCAAUUGCAUGGAUCCAUUCACCAUAUGUCCUGUAUGAAAUGUAGGAAAAAAUACGACAUGGAUCCUUCUAUGUUUAAAACGGAUGAAGAUGCCGAAACAGGUGAAAUAGUCCCGCAGUGUCCAGAAUGUAAAGAGUUUGAAUCGGUAAGGUCUGUUUGUGGUAAGAGAUUACAAGGAGUGGGUAGACUCAAACCAAGCGUUGUUCUAUAUAAUGAAUAUCAUCCAGAAGGAGAUAUAAUCAGUGAAAUGAUGAAUAAAGACCUGAAAAGCAAUCCUGAUGCUCUACUAAUCGUUGGAACAUCACUCAAGAUUCCUGGCGUCAGGCAAAUGGUCAAACAGUUUGCAACUAAAGUAAGGGCAAAGAAAGGAUUCAUAAUAUGGGUAAACAACGAGCUUCCACCGCCUAACAUUAAAACUUUAUUGAAUAGGUGCGAUCUAGUGGUUUUAGGAGACUGCCAAAACCUUCCUGUUCUAAUGGAGCAAGAGAACAUCAAUUUAUAG